AUGGCCGACGCUCUUCUACGUGUCGCUACAGGCGUCUCGCCAGUAGCUGGUGCUGACAGGAGCCCCGAGCCAUACGCUCCCUACCAAUCACCCACGGAAUACACGCCUCCGACGUCUCCACAGCCACAGGUCCCAUAUGCAGCGAAGAGGGGAUUUGGAUCACAUCGGUCCAAGCACCCAGCUCAGCUUCAAAUGGACACAACAGACACGCCACCACACGAGCGCCCCGCCUACAGCUCGUCGCCUGCAGACAGCCCGACCCUUCCGCUUGCGGGCCUGCCUUCCCCCAAGUUCACCCAACGCCAGCGAGCUCCUUCCCUCCUUCGCCAUGCCGCUGUACCUCCCCCUCUCAACGACUUCCAAGCUGGAAUGGGACAGGGCCCAAUGUCUCCAAUAAUAGCUCCUGCAAUGGCUCGCCAGGACAGCGGCCCACGUUCGCCUGAUCUUCGCGCUAUUUUCAAUCCUCUGGCCAGCAAUCCUGUCAACUCAACCGGGCCAUCAUGGGACUCCUCCACCGAGGAUCUACCUGGAUCACCAGCUUCACCCUUCAGGCCUCGCGGAAUGACAAGCUCUUCGCAGCAGUCUUUCCAGCCCACUCCUCCUCUAAGAUCAGCAACAUCUAUCCCAGACUACGCGCAAUAUGGAGGCACCGGACGUGCUAAUCUGUCUGGCACCUACAAGCCAAACAGAGGCGCCCCCAAUUGGGCUCAUAACGAUUACUACCCUCCCCCACCUCGACCUUUUCGUGGCGAAGAGCCACGAGCCAGUUUCAGGUCCGGGUGGACCAAUGCUUCUUCGAGUAUACUGGAAACCAGCGGUACCGAAAGAAGCAGUAUUGCCACCGCACGGAGCUCCAUUGCCAGUGAUCGGCAAAAUAGCCUCUACUCUAGAGAUCCAUCAAGAGAUCGGCUUCGGGACCGUGACGGCUCACCAGAGACUGUCCAGACUUCCGAAAUCGCCGAGGAAGAUGAAUACGUAGACCCUGUCGGCGACGUGCUGGAUUCCUACUACUACGACGAGGAGGAUGAAGAGCGCAGUCCUAUCAUCGAGCAGGGUGAACGAGACUUGCAGAGCUCUUCGCCAGCAGGUCUUGACUUGGAGCCUCCUGAGCUAUCGCAGACGCCAUCUCGCGAUUUUGAUUCAUUAGAUUCCUUCCAAUCGAACGAGAGCCUAAAGCAAUGGGAUGACCGGCCACGCUUGUCAAUGCACGGUAGACUAGGACCUCAUGCGGACUCGAAGGAGCUGUUGACCAUUCGACCACCUUCUGGAUCAGAUCUGGAUGAGGGAUACAACGCGGAUCCGACCGAGCGGAAGGCGUUGCGUAUCGAACUAUUGCCCUCGGUACAAAUCAGUCCAUUCCAGGCCGCAUACACACCACGAACGAUCCAAGCUGUAGUGCAGCAGUCCAAAAAGAGGCAGUCAGGCACAGUAAAACGGACAAGUAAAGAAGCACCUAGGCGUGUGUCCGUUACACUGCAAGCUCUGGCACUCAGGACCACGGAAACCAAGGGACACCACUUAAGGAAAUCCAAUGGCAGCCGCUCACAGCUCGAUCACAUUCGCCGUGAUAUAUCCGGACUUCCACAAUUGCCGCCGAGCCGAUCUCGACUUUCACGCCAGGAUUGGGCUAAUAUUGAAGCCUACUCCAAGCGUCAUAGCAAAAGACCAAGCGUUCCGCGUACCUUUUCCAAUGAAUCCCUGGCUAGUUCCCACAAUCCUCAAUCUCCGCCUAUGCAAAGAUCUGAGCCGCUCCCCGAGCUGGAUGAGGACGAGGCGAUUCCCCGUCGCGCUUCUACGAGCGUGUUCGACCGGAAGAGCGCGUUGUUCGAUCUUGGCAUGAUGUCUCAACUUACAACGACCAAGAGCAAGCCUGAGACUCCGAGAGGCCCUACGUUGGCGCCUCCCAACCAGCACAUCACGACCGUAGUAACACCUGGCCUGCGGAAGACGGCCGCCCCUGUAGAGAGAGACCGCUAUGGAUUCAAGAAGGCUUCCGAUAAGAUCAAUGUUCAAGAGUACAACGCAUGGGCUUCCAAGUACGAAGAGCACAUCUCCCGCCGCAGAGGCAAAUGGAUCUCCCUAAUGGCCAAGCAAGGUUUGUCAACAAAUGAGCCAACCAGGUUUCCGGAGAUGUGCGAAAAGGUCAAACGCUAUGCUCGUAAAGGAUACCCCCCGGAGUGGAGAGGUGCAAUGUGGUGGUUCUAUUCUGGUGGUCAGCACAUGAUUACACAAAAAGAGAAUGUCGGCCUGUACAAGUCUCUAGUAGCUCGCGUCAACCAAGACGAGCUCAACAAGGACGACAAGGAUGCUAUUGAACGAGAUCUUGACAGAACGUUCCCCGACAACAUCCACUUCCGCCCGGAACCAGCAACUGAUCUACUCGACGGCGAAUCCGACGACGAGCCGGCAUUGAUCCAAGACCUGCGCGAGGUACUCUCUUGCUUUGCCCUGAACAACCCUAACAUCGGUUACUGCCAGUCUCUCAACUUCAUUGCUGGUCUUCUUCUGUUGUUCCUCAAGCAGGACAAGGAGAAGGUUUUCAUCCUUCUUACAAUCAUCACGCAAAAUCAUCUCCCUGGUGCUCAUGCUCGCAGCCUCGCCAACACAGAAGUCAAUGUUCUUAUGAUGUUGAUCAAGGAUUACCUGCCAAAGGUGUGGGCUUCAAUCAACGACACCGAUCUCAUCAACAGCGGCGCCGGCUCGAACGCUCAUCCCAACUCGAAGUUCCAACGACAACCGACAGUCGCCCUCUCUUGCACUUCUUGGUUCAUGAGCAUCUUCGUGGGUGUACUGCCGAUCGAGACCGUACUUCGCGUUUGGGACGCCUUUCUCUAUGAGGGACCCCGUGCCCUCUACCGCUACGCUCUUGCCAUCUUCAAGCUUGGUGAACCAGAAAUCAAGAAAUACCGUCCCGGUGAUGGCGAGAUUUUCAUGGCAGUGCAGACGCUACCCAGGCGCUGCCUUGACCCCAACAUAUUGCACGACCUGGCGUUCGUAAAGAAGGGGUUCGGGAAUUUGUCCCAGAAUGUCAUUGACCAAAAGCGCAUGUUCUGGCGUGAACAGAACAUUAUGGCGCACCAAACUUCUGUAAAGAACACGAACGGUCGAAGAUUGCUCGCCGUACCACAGGAGGAUGAAGAAGACGGAGACAGGGAUAGCCUCAGGAAGGCUAUGGGCAUGAACGGUCUACGCCGUCGUGCAUCCCGCAAGUUCCGCAAAAUGGGCAUAAAGUGA
Alternaria atra is the source of this 3234-nucleotide messenger RNA. RefSeq lists its product as uncharacterized. Bases 1 to 3234 code for a protein of 1077 amino acids. Lineage: Eukaryota; Fungi; Ascomycota; Dothideomycetes; Pleosporales; Pleosporaceae. The transcript has a single exon. The record is from RefSeq and is a predicted model, not a curated record.